Messenger RNA from Rhinolophus ferrumequinum (greater horseshoe bat), 2045 nucleotides. RefSeq names its product RAD51 associated protein 1 (gene RAD51AP1). Lineage: Eukaryota; Metazoa; Chordata; Mammalia; Chiroptera; Rhinolophidae. The transcript is spliced from 9 exons. The record is from RefSeq and is a predicted model, not a curated record. Gene Ontology annotation, biological process: double-strand break repair via homologous recombination; interstrand cross-link repair. The coding region runs from base 110 to 1111 and encodes 333 amino acids. Gene Ontology annotation, molecular function: single-stranded DNA binding; double-stranded DNA binding.
GGUGGCAGGGGGCGGAGAGCUCCGGUGUCUGUUUUUGGGCGGGAAUUGAAACCGCCACUGCUGCCAACUAGAACUUCAGAGCUGCAAAGAUCCAGGCUUGAAGGGAGCCAUGGUGCGGCCUGUGAGGCAUAAAAAACCGGUCAAUUACUCACAGUUUGAGGACUCCGACAGUGAUGAUGAUUUUGUUUCUGCAACUGGACAUUUAACUAAGAAAUCUAGAACAGCACCAAAGGAGUUAAAACUAGAAGAACCAACAUCUAAACUGAAGAAUCUCCAGAAAGAAGAUACCCCAUUGCAAGAGAAAACCCCUAAAAAAAGGAUGGCUUUAGACGACAAGCUCUACCAGAGAGACUUGGAAGUCGCACUGGCUUUAUCAGUGAAGGAACUUCCGACAGUCAUUGAUGUGGAGGAGUCUCAAGAUAAAAGCACUGACCAACGUGGCAGUAGUAAAACAGAAACAAUGGAUAAGUCUCCCCACAUCUCCAAUUGCAGUGUAGCCGGUGAUUAUUUAGAUUUGGAUAAGAUUACUGAGGAAGAUGAUUUGCAUGGUGCUCGAGGGAAAAGAAAAGCAGCAUCUAAAGCUGGGGUACAGCAAAGGAAGAUUCUUCUGGAAGGCAGUGAUGGCGAUAGUGCUGAUGACUCCAAACCAGACUUUGCAACUAGUGAAAAUUCUGAGAAUGAUUCUGAUUUUGGUGAGAGUGAAGAUGAUGAUGAAGACGUCACUAUAAGAAAAAGUAAAGUUAAAGAAAUUAAAAAGAAAGGAGUGAAGAUUAAAUCCCCAGUUGAAAAGAAAGAGAAGAAACCUAAAUCCAGAUGUAAUCCUUUGGUGACUUCAGUAGACUCUGCUCCAGCUGCUGUCAAAUCAGAAUCUCAGUCCUCACCGAAAAAAGUUUCUCUUUCUUCAGAGGCCACUAGGAAACCAUUACAAAUACGCAGUCCUUCAGCUGAAAGCAAGAGACCUAAGUGGGUCCCACCAGCAAUAUCUGGAAGCAGCAGCAGCAGCAGCCCACAGGCAGGGGUGUCUGUUAAGUCUCCGAAUCAGAGUCUCCGCCUUGGCUUAUCCAGAUUAGCACCAGUUAAACCUUUGCAUCCAAACGUCGCUAGUAGCUGAGUGUGGUCUCAAAGAAAUGUUUAAUUAACAGAAUCACAAUUUUGCAAGUGUGUUCAUAUUUGAUUUGUGUUUAUAUUUGAAAAGGGUAUUGUAAUAUAAAGGAAUUCUUUAAUGUCAUAUAAAUUCUCUCUACCCAUUUUGUGAUUAUGUUCUCUGAAGAGCUAUUGAAACUUCGAUAAGAGAUUGGUUUGUAAGAAUCAUCUUGUAAUGUCAUUUCCUUCUGAAGAGCAUAUUCUAUUUUUCUUAUGUAUAAGAACUUAUUGUCAUUAGUAGUCGUCAGUUUGACGUGGAGGAAGUAUAUAUUACAUGCUGUUCUUUUCUAUUAACAGAAGGUUUCUUUCUAGUUUCGUCUAAUUUAUGGCACCUUAACUUUGUUCAGAGUUUAUCUGGCAAAAGGAAACAUUUCCAUUUUUCCCAGGAGACAUUUCUGAAAUCUUGUACUUAAGCUACAUUGUCAGUUUUAUUGCAAAGAUGUUUUGUAUUUUAGCCAAAUAUUUUUAUAAUGAGAAUUCAGAAUUAUUUUACACAUUAAAGCAGUUUCUAUAUGGCAUAUGUCUCCUACUUAGAAAUAAGAGGUUAUUGUACAGCCAAUAGAAUUUCUUGACAUUUUAUGAAACCCUCAUUGUCAAAACCUUUAAUAAAAAUGAAAGGUUUUGAUCUGCUCUUUUCCUUGGUACAAUUACAUCCGUCUCUGUCUACAUUUCAUGAUAAAAUGAAUGCUGGGCAAAAAAAAUUAGGCUUCUGAUGUAAAUAUAAAGGGUGGACUGUUAAAGUAAUCACUUUGUGUGUGGUCAGCUUUAGAGGGUGUCUGUCCAGUACCUCGUCGUCCCUAUUAUGAUAUUAGAUACUACAGCUUUUCAGGGAACUUAGAUCUGAAUUUGUUGUGAAUCAAAAUAGUAACAGACAUUUUAUAUUUAUGGUGACAAUUUCAACC